AGUUGGCAGGAUCCCUGUCAGGAUUCUGUAAGUCCUUAGAUUGAGUCAGUAGGUUUGUCAGUCAGGGGUCAGAGUCUACGUGGUGAGGAGUGGAAUCGUUCUGAUUGUGCGCCUGUCACCAUGGUUGAGACCCGUAGUGGGAUAGACAUUAGCCCCUACACUAAGGAGCAGCAAGAAAAGAUAGCCCCCUUAGUGAAAGAGAGCAGGGAGAGGAAAGAGUAUGAGAAGCAGGCGGCCAAGAUGAAGGAAUUGGAGGAGGAGAUGGAGAAAAAGAAGAAGGAUGCCGAAGAAGAAGAAAAAGAGAGCAUGCGUAUUGAGAGUAGAGAGGGAAGUAGUGGCACGAAGAGGGACACAGACGCAGAGAUGGAGAGGAAAAUAAGUGAGUGGCUUGCUAAUUUAUCGUUGGGAGAAGAUGAGGAGGCAGAGUCCUAUGUGACUCAAGAUGAGAGGGAAGCGCUGGCCAAUGAGCUAGCAGCAAUGGAAGAUCCGAUGGAACGGCGAGAAAGGGAGGAGGAGCAGAAGUUAGCAUGGAAGUUCAGGAUGAAGAGGGAGAAGAAGAGGAGGAGAGAGGAAGUGAACAACCUGACCACAAAGGUGGCAAAGGUGCAGGAGUGUAGGAAGGAAGUGUUGGCCCAGCCAGAUGACAAGGCCAAGUGGGAUAAGGUGUUGGGCUACGUAGAGGUACUGAGCAAAGCCUGGAUGGAGGAGCGCCCGACCAGUUGGAGCCAAGACGUAGCUUUGAGUGCCAUGCGGUGGGGAUUCAGAGACUUUGCGCGCGAUAUUGUCACCCACCUUGGGAGUGAGGUCAGGCAAAUAAGGGACAACGUAGGGAAGUACUGCGCAGGCGCCAUUGAAGGUGCCAAAGCAAUAGCUGUUGUAGAGGGCGAGGUCAGACCCCGUAAAGAGCCUGUAAAGCUCAAGGAUGCAUACGGGGGGAAGAAGGAGGAGAACUUUGACAACUGGGAGGCCAGUGUCAAUAGUUAUAUAUAUUUACAGCACAUCCUGUCAGAGGAACAAGUCCUCGUGGCCUUCCAGGCCCUUAAGGAUGAGGCGGCUAGUUUUGCCAGGUUGCUUAAGAAAGAGGCAAUCUGGCAAUGGGAUAAAGAUUGUACGUCUGCACUCAAGAAGUUGAAGCGCGCGUUAAUAGAGUACCCUGUCCUCAAAGUUGCAGAUCCGUCUUUGCCAGUUGUCGUCACCACGGACGCGAGUCAGUAUGGGAUAGGCGCCGUGUUACAGCAGGAUGACGGCCAUGGCUAUAGACCCGUAGAGUUCAUGUCAGCGAGGAUGCCCUCAGAGAAGGUAGCCACCUCGACAUACGAGAGAGAACUCUACGCUCUCAGGCAGGCCCUAGAGCACUGGAAGCAUUACCUGCUUGGGAGGCACUUCAAAGUGUAUUCUGACCACGAGAUGCUUCGUUGGUUAAAGACUCGGGCCAAGAUGACACCUAAGUUAACUAGGUGGGCUGCAGAGAUAGACCAAUAUGACUUUGAGCUUAAGCCAGUGAAGGGCAAGUACACCGUAGUUGCGGACGCUCUGAGUAGGAGAUCAGACUACUUUGGAGCCAUAGUACAUUAUCUCGAUAUAGGGAGAGACCUGCAGGAGAAAGUGAAGCAAGCGUAUGCGCAGGACCCUAUCUAUAGCGACCUCCUAAAGAGAGUUAGAGAGGCCCCAGAGACUGAGCCAGAUUACCGCACUACAGAGGGAUUACUGUUUGAGAAGACUAAUGUGUUUGACCGCCUGUGCGUUCCCAACAUCGAAGAGAUCCGCAGUUUGAUCCUAGGGGAAUGCCACGAUACUGAGGGACAUUUUGGUUGGCAAAAGACAUUAGCCAAUCUAAUGCGUGGGUGCAAGGUCUUUUCCAAGAUCGACCUCAAGUUUGGAUACCACCAGAUUGAAGUCGAUCCUACGGACCAGCACGAGACUGCGUUCAAGACACGUGAUGGGCUUUACGAAUUCACCGUAAUGGCCUUCGGUCUCACAAACGUACCGACCACCUUCCAAAGUCUUAUGGACAAGUCCUCCGUGAACAGAUUGGUCAGUUUGUGGUUAUGACACAAUCUGCACGCGGCGAGUGGGAUGGACCAUGUAACCACAACCGCACUCGGUCAAGAAUUUUUGCUCUUUGAGGAUGGAGAGGACUUGGCAAAGGUGUUGAAGGUGGGACUCGAAGGUGGGGCUAUAAAUGAGGAUGUCAUCAAGGUAUAUGACGACACAAACUUCAAGGAGGUUGCAGAAGAUGGUGGAUUGGAAUGUGGAGGGGCCGUUGGUGAGUCCAAAAGGCAUCACGAGGAACUCGUAGUGCCCGGACUGAGAGCGGAAUGCGGUCUUGUGGGUGUCCUCCUGGCGGAUGCGGAUCUGGUGGAAGCCAUUGCGAAGGUCGAUUUUGAUAAAAUACUUGGCUCCACGAAGCCGAUCAAGAAGCUCGAAGAUCCGAGGAUGGUGCCAGUGGAGGGAGGUGCUUGGCGAGAUCAAGGGUACAAAGGUCAUGUUGAGGAGGGGCUAGGUCCCGUGGCGGCCGAAGGAGUGGAUGUCGUCGGUUUGGUCCCGUGGCGAGUGAAUUGGCCGGCGUUGGGGCAGUUGGUUUGCUGGUGUCCAAGCUGCCGGCAACGAAAGCAGCCAUUGUUGGCCUGCAGGGUGGAGGUGAUAGUGGACGAAGUCAAGAGGGGUUUUGAUUGGGGGGGAAUGGUCGACGACUGUGUGAGGGCGGGGGUUGUCGUCUGGGUGACCAUGGUGGAGGUAGUGGUGGAUGGAGGCGGGGGUGUGGAUGACGUGCUAGCGGAGAGGGCGAUAGAUGUGGGGGAGGAGGUGAUUGGUGUAGAUGUGGAGGCGGAGGAUGGGGGAAGGGUGGUGGAGCCCGAGAUGGGGGGAGGGGACAUGGUGGCGAUGCUGUCGACGGAGUUGGUGCGGAUGCCGGACUUAUCAAUGUUGGAUGACUGGGCCAUGGUGGGGGAGGAAGCGGUGGUAGCGGCGGAUGAGGUGGCAGCAGCGAACAUGGUGGGGGAAGGAGAAGAUCGCGCGGAGUGGGGGGGGGAACCAGAGCGCGCGAUGAUGAAGGUGGCGGAGACGAAGGGAGGAAGAGGCAGGAGAGAAGAAGAGGGGGGGGGAAGAAUGAGAGCAAUGAAGAAGAAGAAGAGGAGGAAGAAGAAAAGGAAAGACAGCGACGACGAGGAGGAAGAAGAAGAAGAAUUUGAUGACUAUGACGAGAAGGAGGUACCACGAAGAUGGAGCUGGAGCGAUGGCGCCACAGAACUGCCGGCGCUGCCGCUUGAGGAGCUGGCACCGGUUCCUGCGCUCGUCACAGUUCCACUUGUUCUCGUCAUGAGGACUGUGUUAGGGUCAUGCGCCGCUCUUAGCCUCGCACUUGGUGAUCGCGAGCAGCACCACACUUUCGCAGAGAUCAUCAACAAGGCGAGAGAGAUCAUCAAGACCAACAGGUCAGCUGCACACGAGAAAUCAACAUGGCAGCGGACCUAUGUGGAGAAGGCACGAACUGGUCCGCAACAACAGCACUUCGCUGUAGUCCAGCAGGACAGUGGAGAUAACCCAGCAGCCACUCCAGCAUCAAGUGAUGGAGAUCAGGUGGCUGCUGUCCAGCCGCGAAGCAAGUCCCGCAACAAUGGGAAGGCGAAAUCCGCAUCGCAGGCCGGAAAUGGACAGCCAGUACAAGUUCCAUGGGUCAAGUUUGGCUUGACCGAGGCGGAGUACAAAGUUCGCGGCCGCUACGGCAGCUGCUAUUGGUGCAACAGCACCAAGCACAAGACCUCCCUGUGCCAGGAUCAGGGCAAGGAGGAUGUGCCAUUCGUAUUCAAUGAUGCCGCACGCCGGUCAUUCCAAGCACUUAAGACGACUAUGCUCAUGGCACCCGUCCUUAGCAUUUAUGACCCCACCCUGCCGACGCGAGUGACUACGGACGCUUCCGGCUAUGGCAUUGGGGCAGUCUUGGAACAGCACGACGGCGAUGACUGGCACCCUGUGGAGUAUUUCAGCCACAAAGUGCCUCCCAUCAACUCGCUUGAUGAUGCAAGGAAGAAGGAGCUGCUCGCAUUCGUCAUGGCUCUCAAGCGAUGGCGGCACUUCCUCCUUGGGCGUCGUAGGUUCACAUGGGUCACGGACAACAAUCCAUUGACUUACUACAAGACGCAGGAUAUGAACAAGGAUGGCAAUGGAGAUUCCCCGUUCCAGGCAGUCAAGGAUCCUACUGUCUUCGCCGUUGCCCGUGCAAGGUCUACAAAGAACAACCCAAUUGCCAGGUGGCACAUCUGUGCGGGGUCAGUAAACGGGAUUGCCUUUUCCUCUGAUGGGCACUACCUCGCAACUGUAGGAAGGGAUGGUUUCCUGAGAAUCUUCGACUUCCAGAAGGAGACUCUUGUAUGUGGGUGCAAAAGUUAUUAUGGAGCACUGCUGUGCUGUUCGUGGAGGUUUGUUACGAGUGAGGCAUCAGAACAUGACAAGUUCAAAUUGAUGCCAAGGUAUGUCUGGUGGGAGCUCAGUCCAAAAUUCAGAAAAGUAGCAACCGGUGCGAAUGGAGACUGGUCAACAUUCAAAGAGGAGAUGCAGAGGCGCUUCAAGUUGGGAGAUGGCCUGCUGACAAAGGCGGACCUAGAGAUGUCGAGCCGGAACGAGUUCACUACGGUGGGUGCGUUCGCUACGGCUUUUGAGAAAAUGGCAAGAAAAGUCCCGGGGAUGGCAGAAGAAGAACAAUGUGCCACAUUUUUGGGGCACUUCACCAACUUUGAAGCCUCGACACUGACAAGAAAAGGCGCUCCAGGAAAGAAACUGACUUGGGUCACCAUAAAGGAGGGCGUAACAGACGGGGAACUGGACCAAGUUGACCUCUUCCAAAUGAAACAGGCGAGGAGAAAAAGGAAAGCAAUAGACGGCGCAAUUGGUGGUGGCCAGAAUUUGAAAAAGGUAGUAGAGGAGGUGGUGGCCCAGCUAGAGGCCUCGAGAGAAGCAAGUGCCCCGAAGAAGGUGCUGACAAUAACCACGUCCAAGGGAAAGGAAAGAAGGCGGCUACGAGAGAAGAGUUAGAAGAGGAAGAAGAAGAGGAAGAGGAGCCUGAGCCUCCAAAGUUAACAAAGGCUCAAAGAAAGG
Molecule: messenger RNA, 5094 nt
Organism: Chara braunii
Lineage: Eukaryota; Viridiplantae; Streptophyta; Charophyceae; Charales; Characeae
Source: the annotation of a GenBank genome assembly